This is a messenger RNA of Python bivittatus (Burmese python), 2007 nucleotides long. NCBI's taxonomy places the organism in Eukaryota, Metazoa, Chordata, Lepidosauria, Squamata, Pythonidae. The record is from RefSeq and is a predicted model, not a curated record.
UUGUGUAUCUGUUCUAUGCAGGAAUGCAUUCUCUCUGGCAUUAUGUCCGUGAAUGGCAAAAAGGUCCUUCACAUGGAUCGCAACGCUUACUAUGGAGGUGAAAGUGCAUCUAUUACACCCCUGGAAGAUCUGUACAAAAGAUUUCAUCUGCCAGGAUCAAUACCGGAGUCGAUGGGCCGAGGAAGAGACUGGAAUGUGGACCUGAUUCCCAAAUUCCUUAUGGCCUGUGGCCAGCUGGUCAAGAUGCUGCUCUACACAGAAGUCACUCGCUACCUGGACUUCAAGGUGAUCGAAGGAAGCUUUGUCUACAAGGGUGGAAAGAUCUACAAAGUCCCUUCGACUGAAGCAGAAGCUCUCGCAUCUAGUCUGAUGGGCCUGUUUGAGAAAAGGCGCUUCCGGAAGUUUCUGGUGUACGUGGCCAACUUUGAUGAGAAUGACGCCCGCACAUUUGAGGGGGUUGAUCCCAAGAAGACCACCAUGCGCGACGUGUACAAGAAGUUUGACCUGGGCCAGGAUGUGAUUGACUUCACGGGCCACGCCCUCGCCCUGUACAGGACGGAUGACUACCUAGACCAGCCCUGCCAAGAAACCAUCAACCGGAUUAAACUGUACAGCGAGUCUUUGGCGAGAUACGGCAAAAGUCCCUACCUCUACCCUCUCUAUGGCUUGGGGGAGCUCCCCCAGGGGUUCGCAAGGCUAAGCGCCAUCUAUGGAGGGACCUAUAUGUUGAACAAACCCAUUGAAGAGAUUGUCGUAGAGAACGGCAAAGUGAUUGGAGUGAAGUCAGAAGGAGAGAUUGCCCGUUGCAAGCAGCUCAUCUGCGACCCCAGCUACGUCUCUGAGAGAGUGAAGAAAGUGGGCAAGGUCAUCCGGGUCAUCUGUAUCCUGAACCACCCGAUCAAGAACACAAAUGAUGCCAACUCGUGCCAGAUCAUCAUUCCCCAAAACCAAGUUAACAGGAAGUCAGACAUCUAUGUCUGCAUGAUCUCGUCCGCACACAACGUGGCAGCCCAGGGAAAGUACAUUGCCAUUGUGAGCACUACUGUGGAGACAAACGAUCCAGACAAGGAGAUCAAGCCCGCCAUGGACCUCCUGGAGCCCAUCGAGCAGAAGUUUGUUAGCGUCAGUGACUUGUUUGCCCCGACCGACCUGGGCAGAGAAAGCCAGAUCUUUAUUUCCCGUACCUACGAUGCCACCACCCACUUCGAGACGACAUGCGAUGACAUCAAAGACAUUUACAAGAGGAUGAUGGGGUCAGAGUUUGAUUUUGAAGAGAUGAAACGGAAGAAGAACGAUAUCUAUGGGGAGGAGGAGCAGCAGUAACGGUGCUUGACGUCUUAACCUAGAUCUCAGUUGGCAGGGCCGAUGCAUCUGCACAGAGGACCUUAAGCUGAGCGCCCUACGAAGCUCACUCUUGUAAGGCCCGUUCCCCCCCUCCCCCUGUAAUCAUAUCUCUGAGAUUGAAAGAGUCCUGCACUGAUCAGAUGUUCCUCCCUCUUCGGAUAUAAUCAUGUGUCAAUUACUCUGUAGACAAGGUUGCGGUGUCCAAAUUGGCAGGUGCUGACACUCGUGAUUCUUAACCGUUGCUAACCCAACUCCAGGCUAAGCAGCCCCUGACAACUGCCUGCUGGUCCCAAAGGGACAGAUGGCCCUCCCGCCAGAGGGUCUGGCAGCCCCCGGGCCACACUUCUCCAAAUCCUUGCGGCCUGCUCUCGGGUCAUGCGCCAAUGACAGCAGCGCGAGCCCUCCUCUGCCCUCCUUUGGCCGUUCCACACCUGCCCCAUUUCACGCAGCCCGUUCCCAUUGAAUCUUCUCUUCUGGCCAGCUGCCUGACAUUCGACACCCGUGGCAGCUGUAACGACACAGCAACUUUUUUGCCCCACAUUGACCAUCCUGCCCCUAAGCUUCUGAAACUGUUUACAUCUGUUGGGACACAACUGUGCCACGAGGCUUCUUUUUGUGUUUUAAAAGUGCUACUAAUAAAAAAAAAAAAAAAUGGUGCAAGCA